CCCGCCGUCAAUCUGCCCAGGUCGGGGUGGUGAUUUGCCGCGGGGCCCAUACCCCAGCAAGCCCCGCCCGGCUCGCGUAGACUGCGCACUCGGGGUGGGAGCGGGGUGCAGCGCCACUUCUGGAGCUGUUGCGGUCGCUGUCUGCCCGACUGCCCGCUAGCCGGUCCCUCCUGCAGCCUGCCUGCUGGGCAGGGCCGGCCCGGCCCGGCCCGGCCCGGCCAUGGAGUCCUACGACAUCAUCGCCAACCAGCCCGUGGUCGUCGACAACGGUUCAGGGGUGAUCAAGGCUGGCUUUGCAGGAGACCAGAUUCCCAAAUACUGUUUCGCAAACUAUGUCGGGCGCCCUAAGCACAUGCGGGUAAUGGCUGGAGCCCUGGAGGGGGACCUCUUCAUCGGACCGAAAGCAGAGGAGCACCGGGGGCUGCUGGCCAUCCGCUACCCCAUGGAGCAUGGUGUGGUGAGAGACUGGAAUGACAUGGAACGCAUCUGGCAGUAUAUCUACUCCAAGGAUCAGCUGCAGACCUUCUCCGAGGAGCAUCCUGUUCUGCUAACGGAAGCUCCACUCAACCCAAGUAAGAACCGGGAAAAGGCAGCCGAGGUGUUCUUUGAGACCUUCAAUGUGCCAGCACUGUUUAUCUCCAUGCAGGCCGUGCUCAGCCUGUACGCAACAGGACGCACGACAGGAGUGGUUUUAGACUCAGGAGACGGGGUCACUCAUGCUGUCCCCAUCUACGAGGGCUUUGCCAUGCCACACUCUAUCGUGAGGGUGGACAUUGCUGGCCGCGACAUCUCCCGCUAUCUCCGGCUCCUGCUGCGCAAGGAAGGCAUUGACUUUCACACCUCGGCUGAGUUUGAGGUUGUCCGGACCAUCAAAGAGCGAGCCUGCUACCUGUCCAUCAACCCACAGAAGGAUGAAGCUUUAGAGACAGAGAAGGUGCAGUACACCCUGCCGGAUGGCAGCACACUUGAUGUGGGACCAGCGCGGUUCCGGGCCCCCGAACUGCUGUUCCAGCCGGACCUGAUAGGGGAUGAGAGUGAGGGGCUACAUGAGGUGCUGGCCUUCGCCAUUCACAAGUCCGACAUGGACCUGCGCCGGACGCUGUUUGCCAACAUAGUGCUUUCGGGUGGCUCCACACUUUUCAAAGGCUUUGGUGACCGAUUACUAAGUGAAGUGAAGAAGCUUGCCCCAAAGGACGUCAAAAUCAAGAUCUCGGCCCCUCAGGAGCGGUUGUACUCCACAUGGAUCGGUGGCUCCAUCCUGGCCUCACUGGACACGUUUAAGAAGAUGUGGGUAUCCAAAAAGGAGUAUGAAGAGGAUGGCUCCCGUGCUAUUCAUCGUAAAACCUUCUAGUGUCCACGAGGAGGGCGUGUCACGUUGGGAGAGGGAGGAGGAGGAGCCAGGGCCCUCGGUCCUGUCUGGUCUGGGCUCACACACUAGGCUAGGGUCUUGUCCCAUGCACGCCUUGAAUUCUGGGCAGGUGAUGUAGCAGUGCCUCCCAGCAGCCUUUCCUUCUGCACAUACAUGUGUGUGUGCAUGUGCACACAUGCACACACCCACUUUCACACAGGGAUGGGAGCCUUGACCUAGAAUGUAGGAAUUGAGGAACCCAGCUUCGGGUAGUUCUGGGAGUCUCCCUGGCAGGGCCGUUAGGCCUGUGGUUCUUUGCACUGAACCUCAGGGCUGCUGCUUGGAGCUCCAAGGGCAGACACCCAAAUGCCCCCAUUUUGUCCGACAGGAUUCUUCCCAGGGCCAGAGUGCCUGUGUCACGAGCCAUGGGGAAUGGGGUGGAGGAGGGGAGUGGCUGGCAGCUCCCCACUGGUGCGUCACUGCUGCUAGUGCCACCGCCUCUUCCUGACCCUGUGGGCAGCCCAGAGGGCCGCACUAUCCUCCCGUCUUCCAGAGUUGAUGGCUUGUGUAGACCGAGUACUGGGCAGUCUUCCAUCCCCAGUGAGGGGAUCCAGCCUAGGGUCGGACCCUUCAGAACCAGGGCAGAGGGUGCAUGGGGUUCAGGCAGCCACGGUUCGUUAUGGUUUCCGCCUCAGAGCACUUCAUUGACUUGCGCCCUCUUCUUUACCCAGUACCCUGGGUGCAAAAGGGUUAAUGGUCUUCACUUAUUGAGGGAAAGCCACUCAAUCAGUCAGACCUAGAGGGGGUUGAGGGGGUGCAAACUUACUUCUCCCACUCUCCCACAAAACAGGUCUUCAUUAACCCUGUGGCCAGGCCCCUCACCUCUUCCCAUUUAUGUACAAUAAUUUAACACAGUUGCCUGAAAAAAAACUUUCGUAAAUGAUUGUAGUAAUGAUGGACAAGGCCUGGUGUGUGGCUCUGACUUCUUGUGGUUCUUUGUGCUGUUGUUUGUUCAUUCAUCCCUGGGGACUUGGAGAGAAAGGACCAGUGAGAACAAAGCGUGGCACUGGCUCCAGCCAGAAGCCCGAGAGUUUCCAUGGUCGGCAGGGCAACGUGGCUCGGGAGGCCUCAGGAGACUGGACUCUCAACCUGUUGGUAGAAUUCCCCAGCCUCAUUACCCACUUGCAGUCUGCCAGGAGAAGCAGAGAAGGAGGCUGCCUUCCUCCGCCUUAUUCCUGGACAGGACCUCGUGCUGGCAGGGCCAGGACUUGGUGUAGCUGCAUCCUUUCCUGUUCUGUUUGGGCUGCUCUGCUUCCCAGCUCAGCUGUACCUCAGGCUGACAGACCAACAGGAAUGCCGGCUCAGCGCUCAGAGCAGUCGGGAAGGAGUGCAGUGGAGGAGGUGGAGAAGGCUGUGCUGAUGAGCAGGCUUCGAAGGAAGAGGCGGUGGGGGCAGAGGGAGCAGCAGGUUCAGAGAGUGUCUGCCCUGCCCUUCCUUCAUCAAGUAUUUGAACACCUAAAGCAUACCCAGGAGGGUGCCAUUUCUGGGGCAAAUGGUAAACUACAUGUCUUUGCCCUGAAAACAUACAGGUCACUGGAGGAAGAUAAAUAGGCUGUUUUGAUAGAAAGUGGGGACUGAGGAGGGGCAUCCAACCCAGCGGGUGGGACAGGCUGACUUGUACCAGUGCAGGAGGGGCUCCCCAGGUAGGGGAGGGUGUUCUAGGUGGAGGAAGGAGCUCGAGAAGAUCCCUGAGACCUGCGGGGCUGGAGAGAAGGGCGGGGACCCAGGCGAUCCCAAGUCAGCAGGAGAGGCUCACACACUGUCCUGCCCUGCUUUGCCUGUCAGCCUCUACUCACACUGUUCUCUCUAUGGGGCUUGUGGCUAUAUACAAGGUAAACCAAAAAACUAGUUUGGGGCCAGCAUGUGCAAGGCCUUGAGAGGAUUUUUAGGUGUGUCCCGGGUGAUAGCCAGCCAGCCAUGGGAAGAUGGACAUCAUAGCUGUGUGUCGAAGGCAGUUGGAGUUGGUGGGGCUAAGAGAGGGCCCCAAACUGAGGAGAUGAGGUAGGAGGAGAGAGAUCAUUUCACCAGGCCUGUCUCUGCAAGGCAUUUUGUUAGGCUUUGUGGUCACAGAGCAGUUUAGCCUGUACGUGCCUUCAAUGGGAAACAGAAUUUACAGAGAACCCCUUGGGGUUCUGUUCAUAGCACUGCUUUCUCCCGAGCACACAGGUUUGAAGCCUUAUGACUUUGACUCCUCCCUUUCCCUUGCCUCCUCCACAUUCUGUCAGUUACUAAGUUCUGUUGGUUUUUCUGUAGUACCUUUCCUACCCAUCAUUUCUUUUCCUUGGUGGCCACUGUCACCCUAGCUCAUGACCAUAGCUCCAUUCCCCUCUCCAUCCAGCCCAUCUGCUCUUGGAUCUAAAUCCCAGACAACCUUGGUUCUGUCACUUCAUGAUCCAGAAUGUCAAGCUGUUCUUCACUGCCUGAUGGAAUAAAACAAUUGAUGUGACACUGGUGAAGUCACCUUCACACACUA
This is a messenger RNA of Manis javanica (Malayan pangolin), 3881 nucleotides long. RefSeq names its product actin related protein 1B (gene ACTR1B). The record is from RefSeq and is a predicted model, not a curated record. Lineage: Eukaryota; Metazoa; Chordata; Mammalia; Pholidota; Manidae.